ACCACGCUACUAACUAACCCACCCGCUUCAUAAAUCUCCGAGCAAUUCGAAAUUCCAAAAUCCCCUUCUGCUGCCUCGGCUCGCCGCACCGCAGCGCAGCUUCUCCGCCGACCUCCUGCCCAGAACCCUAAUCUCCGGCCGGCCAUGGCGGCGCCGCGCGAGCUGGACCUCUCCGACGAGGUCGAGGGCGAGCAGGACUGCACCACCGACUUCGUCUUCCGCCUCGCCGGCGACCCCGUCCCCGUCCUGCCCAGGGCCUCCGCCCCGCUCCCCCUCUUCGACCUCCAGUCCCCGCCCGCGCGCCCGCUCGCCGUCUCCAACCGCCACGCCGCCGUGUUCCUCGCGCACCCCAACGGGUUUAUCGCCGCGCGGACCAAGGCGUUGCUCGAGGCCAGCAAGGAGGCGCGGGAGAAGGGCAAGGCGAGCACCCGCUGCGCGCAGGACUGCUGCGUCGCUGACGUGCCCCUCCCCGGCGCCUCCCUCCUAGCGCUCUCGCGCGACGAGUCCGUGCUAGCUGCCUGCGCCGGCAGCGAGAUCAAAUUCUUCUCGGUUACCUCGUUGCUCACGGAUAAGGAUGUUGAGCCGUCCUCAUCAUGUAGCCUGGGACAAUCUGGCACUGUUAAAGAUUUCAAGUGGCUAAAUCACGCCUAUAUUGUACUCUCAAAUGGUGGACUGCUAUCUCAUGGGAGUUUGGGGGAAGAAGACCUCAAGGAUGUGAUGGAAAAUGUUGAUGCUGUUGACUGUUGCAAGGACGGGAACCACAUUGCUGUUGCAAGAAAGAAUUCACUCAGGAUAUUAUCCUCAGAUUUGAAGGAAACAUGUUGCAUGACCCUCUUGUUUCAGUUGUGUUCUGAGGGUGAUUCAGAGGGCACUGACAUCAAAGUGGAUUCCAUUGGUUGGGUGCGCGAUGAUAGCAUUGUUAUUGGUUGUGUUCGAUUGGAUGAAGAAGGCAACGAAGUGGGUUAUCUGAUCCAAGUUAUAAGAAGCGGAGGCAAAACAUUUUUUGAGAGCUCAAGCAAGCCAGUUGUUUUUAGCUACGAUUUUUUUGGAGGUAUCAUGGAUGAUAUUUUACCAUCUGGAGUUGGACCAAAUUUGCUGUUGGGCUAUCUUCAUCGCUGGGACCUCAUGGUUUAUUCAAAUAAAAAGAGCACGGAUGACCACAUUUCACUUUUGAGAUGGCCAUCCAUAACUGACGAUGAAAAAACUGUGGUAUACCUUGAAAUGGUGGAGGAUAAAUAUAGUCCUAGGAUUGAUCUGCAAGAGAAUGGUGAUGACAAUGUUAUAUUGGGAUUUGGUGUGGAGAAUGUUUCGUUAUUUCAGAAGAUCACAGUACUGGUUGGACCUGAACAGAAGGAGGUUGCUCCUCAACAUCUUCUACUUUGUUUGACUAGUGAAGGGAAAUUAGUUAUUUAUUAUCUUGCCAGGAUUUCUGAUCCUUCUGAUUUACCUCAAACAACUCCGUCGUCUAUUGAAGAUAGUAAUGUGAAUAAACAAAUUUCUCCUGCAACUGUAUCUGGAAAGGAUUUGACUCCAAUUGUUACAAGCUCGAUGGCCAAGAGCCUGCUCACAGAACCUGGGGCUGAGCCAUCUACAUCUAGUGCACAGGCAGAGAGAGACCAGCAUGGAUCAAGAGAUACGGAGAUCAGUCCCCCAGUUUCGAAAAAUAAGGACGCAGCUGGCAGUUCAUUGUCUAUCAUUUCCGAUAAGUCAUUAAAUACCAAGCAAAUGAACAUGGAUUCCCCAUUUGCACCUCCCUCGAGCUCAGCACCAACAAGCAACAUGAAACCUGGAAUGCCAUUCAGCUUUUCUACUGCUAAUAAUGUUGGUCUGAAUUCAACAGGAAGCAAGGGAUCUAGUGAAUUAAUUUCUUCCUGGCAACCAAACAACAACAGCAGUUUUGCAAACAGCCAACUUGGUAAAAGUAGUUUGGAUUCAGCCAAACCACUGGGAGCAUUUGGGGGAUCUCAGAACACUACAAAAGGUGGUGGUAGCCUUACUUUUAAAUCAUCAUUGUUCAGCUCUGAUGGGUCAGUUCCAGUUAAGACCGCGGAAAAGAAUGAUGGUACUGGUUUUGGAAGCUACUCGGGACAAACCAGCUACACUACUGAGAGAAAAGUUCUUGGGUCCUCAGCUGGCUUAAGUCCUGCGCCAUCGUUGCCGAUUUCUCCAAAUAAACCGGCUGGAUCUUCAUCUGCUGGGUUUAGGGCAGGAAAUCUCGAAGUACUUCCUACCUCCCGUGGAUCACCUCUGCCACAGCAAACCAUUGGUAAAUCACAUAGCAAUCGGACUCAUACGUCACCGGAUCCAAGAAAUGUCAAGUUAGGCACAAUGUUUGACACCGAACAAGAUCUAUCUAAAAAGUUCUACAGUAUAAAUGAUAUGACCGAGGAGUUAGACACCCUCCUGGCAUACAUAGAAAAAGACGGUGGUUUCAGAGAUGCUUGCAUAACUUUGCAGCAGCGUCCUCUUUCAGUUCUUGAGGGUGAACUGCAAAACUUUUUGGAAUUAUUGCAGGUCUUCAAGAACAAAUUAGAGGAACAAUGUUUAAAAGCUGAUGAUCUGCGAAAUAAGAUGUUCCAAGUUUCUGCUAGGCAAGCUUAUAUGAAGGGAAUUCUCAGUCAGUCUUCAGAUACUCAGUACUGGGAUAUCUGGAACCGCCAGAAAUUGAGUCCAGAAUUUGAAGCGAAAAGGCAAAAUAUUCUCAAAGCUAAUCAGAAUUUGACAAAUCAGCUGGUAGAGCUGGAGAGGCACUUCAAUAAUCUGGAGAUGAACAAAUUUGGUGAAACAGGAAGAGUUGCUUCUAGUCGUAGAGUUGUUUAUUCCAACAAGCCACGGUCUAGCCAGACACAAUUAUCCAGUGUGUACAAUGCAUUGAAUUCGCAAUUAGCUGCAGCUGAGCAACUAUCUGAAUGCCUUUCAAAGCAGAUAUCUGUACUAAAUAUAAGUUCUCCUUCUAAGAAGCGAGGGACAGUGACCAAAGAGUUGUUUGAGUCAAUUGGGCUAGCCCAUACGACAGAUGCAACUAAAUUUUCAGGCGUUACCCCUUCCAAGUUAAAUCAGAGGUUUCCAUCCACAAAAGAACACGCUAAGGGCAUGCUGGGACCUUCCAAGAGUGCUGAGCCUGAGACUGCCCGAAGGAGGAGAGAGUCACUGGAUAGGAGUUUGGCUAGCUUGGAGCCUCAGAAAACUACCGUAAAGAGAAUAACGCAACAUCAACGCCUCAAGAUCAGCAGUGAUCUUCCAUUCAGGUCAAACAAGAAAAUGUUUGAUUCUCAAAUGGCAGCUAUCUCCCGAGAAACUCUUAGUGGUAGCCCCAGUUCAUCCUUAGUAGAAUCAUAUACUAGCAGGCUGCGUUCUCCAGCUGAAGUGCUGGAUGAGAAAACAAAAACGUCAGAACCCCAGCAUAACUCUUUGUUCAAAUGGGUAAAGGAACCGGCUGGGCCAUCUCAAAGCUCGGAGCAAAAGCAUCUUGAGUUACCAGGGCGAAUGAAAAGUGCUGAUCUGUCUUCAAAGGUUGUGACAUCUUCACCGGCAUCAUUCAGUUACACACAGAAGGAUACAAGGGAUAGGAUCAGCUCACCCAAUGUUUCACCCUUCGGAACAACUCAUACUGUGCCUAAGUCAAAUACUCUGACCUUCAAAACAACAAUAACUCCUAAAAUUAAUGCCAAUACACGACCAGAUAUGUCAUCAUCAGUGACAAGCUCACUGCCUUCAAAAACUUUGUCUGGGGAAUCUGGAGCUGGAUCUACCUUGACUACAAAGAAUAGACAUAGUGACCAGGAUGUGCCAUCUUUUGGAAGCAUCAAAGGGUUGGGCAUUUCUCCACAGAAUAUGGGUGCUAAUAAACCUUCUUUGUCUUCUGAACCUUCUAAGCCUGUUGUGUUGCAUGGGAAGACUUCUCAACUUAGUGGAGUCAGUGAUACUGUGCAGAACUCAGCCAAAGCUUCACCUCAGGUGGCACUACAACCUCAUGCAUUUUCACCAGCAUCACAAUCGUCUUCAUUCUCUAUCAUGUCAGGUGCUUCCUCUUUAGCUGCAUUGCCCUCAUCAACAUUGCAAGGAUCAGCUGCAAAGACUUCAGAUGCUUCAUCUUCAACUGUUUCUUCCAUACCCCUAUCACAGAAAUCAAUGUCAGGAACUUCGCCAACAGUACCUCAGGGUACCGUGUCUAGCUCCAUACCAUCUAUACCAACACCUGCUAGGGAGUCAUCACCUGGCUUGAAUAAAAAUGUAUCUAAACCUGAAGUGGUGGCAUCAGAGGUGACUGGAACGACAACCCCUUUAAGUGCUCUCUCAACAGGCAUAUCUACAACUGAAAGCACAACUGCAUUGCUUCAAAUGACCAGUAGCAGCUUACCUUCUAAUCCUCCAUCUAUGCCUAAGAUUGUGCCAGGGUCAACAGAAUCUGCUGUUAUCACUUCCACAAGAAAAGAUGCAGGAUCAAGCAAUCUCUCAUCAGAUGAAGAGGAUAUGGAUGAGGAGUCUCCUGCAAGAGCAGAUCUCAACUUGGGAGCCCUUGGUGGGUUUGGUCUUGGGUCUGCACCUUCUUCAAGUCCUAAAAAUUCAAAUCCUUUUGGGGGUACAUUUGGUACAUCUGACAGUAAAUCCUCAGGUUCACCAUUUACUUUGACCACCAGCCCAGGACAGCUUUUCCGUCCAGCAUCAUUGAGCAUUCCUUCAUCUCAACCAGCACAGCCAUCUCAAUCAACUAGCUCAAGUACAUUUUCUAGUGCAUUCUCAAGUGGCCUUAGUGGAUUUGGACAGGCUGCACAGGUUGGAGCAGGGCAGCAGUCGGGAUUUGGGCAGUCUGCACAGAUUGGAGCUGGUCAGCAGGCAGGUUUUGGCCAGCCAACACAAACUCAGUCAGGAUUUGGUCAGCUAGCACAAAUUGGAUCUGCAAAACAGUCAGGAUUUGGGCAGCCUGCACAAAUUGGGGGUGGGCAGCAGUCGGGAUUUGGGCAACCUGCGCAGUUUGGUGCUCAGCAGGCGCUUGGAUCUGUUCUAGGUUCUUUUGGACAAUCACGCCAGUUUGGGGCUUUUGCUUCUGCACCUUCCAGUAAUUCUGGAUUUGCUGGUGCUGCAGCAGGUGGGGGCUUCUCUGCAGCUGCUACUUCUGCUGGUGGAGGGUUUGCUGCUGCUGCUACUGGUGGAGGGUUUGCUUCUCUUGCCUCCAAAGGUGGUGGUUUUGGUGCAGCAGCUUCAUCUGCUGGUGGUUUUGGGGGUGCAGCCCAGGGUGGUGGUUUUGGAGGUGCAGCCCAGGGUGGUGGUUUUGGAGGUGCAGCCCAGGGUGGUGGUUUUGGAGGUGCAGCCCAGGGAGGUGGCUUCGGAAGUGGUGGCUUUGGAGCUUUUGGCAGUAAUAAUCAAGGUGCCAGUAGUUUCUCGGCAUUUGGUUCGGGUGGCACCACUGGGCCUGGAGGACCCCCGGCAGAUUUUUUGACACAGAUGAGAAAAUACCCGUGGACUGAUGCUGAAAGAAUAUGUGCACGAACAAACAGUGAAGUUGCAGCAUUGGCUUCAAAGUUCACACUCAUCAUUCCUUCUGCCCUGCACUCGGAGAGGCUGGCCAGAAAUGCAGCGGAGACGCCGGAAUUGGAUUCUGAAUGUGUAAACAUAUCACUCAAGGAAUCUAAGAGAAGAGGCCUGCAAGUUCUCAGGCAACCAAAAGCUGCCAUGAGAAUGAGGUGCUCCCCUAGUCUCUCAAAGGAAAAGAUCGCGCUUCGCUUUCAGGCUUUCGCGCUUCUCACGCGCAACGCCAUAUCCAAGUCUUUGGUUACUAGAAAUAGCGGCACCGGUAAAAGCUGCAGAGGAUCUUGUCGGUCAGGAAUGUGCAGCCUGCAAGCAGAACAUUGUCAGUACAUGGCAGAACCUGAACAGAUGUAUCAUCAGCAACAGCAGCAGCUCCAUAGUCAUCGGCAGCACAUGUCCUCAAGGCCUAGCUUAUAUCCGGAGAAGAAAUUUCCCCUGAAAGGCCAAGGAGGGGCAGGAGGAGAUUCAGGGCUCAUCCUAUCGACGGAUGCGAAACCUCGGCUUAAAUGGACUCCUGAGCUGCAUGAGCGUUUUGCUGAUGCAGUGAGCCAGCUAGGAGGACCUGACAAAGCUACGCCGAAAGCAAUCAUGAGGGUCAUGGGAAUCCCGGGAUUAACUCUUUACCAUCUUAAGAGCCACCUUCAGAAAUUCAGACUUGGCAAGAAUCUCCAAUCUCAAGCUAAUACUGUCAAUGCAAAGAAUGUUUUAGGCUUCGCGGUAACGACAGAUAAAGCAUGUGAAGGACUGGCGUCACAAGCUGAUCACCUGAACCGAGAGACGCAAACCAGCAAGUCUGUGCACAUAAGUGAAUCCCUCCAAAUGCAAAUUGAGGUUCAGAGACGACUGCAUGAGCAAAUAGAGGUACAAAGACACCUGCAGCUCCGGAUCGAAGCUCAAGGCAAGUACCUACACUCUGUGCUGGAGAAGGCGCAGGAGGCGCUUGCGAAGCAGCACGUUGUCAACGGCCUCGCGGCGGCGUCAGAGGUAGCCUCUUCGGCGAGACGACGCCCGCUUCAGACCGACGGAUCGGCCGACGGCAGCUGCUUGACAGCGUCGGAGGACAUCCUCUCCAUUGGUUUCUCGGCAGCCGGUGCUGAUGCCGCACGGAGAGGGUCUGCCACGCCAUUCGAGGAGGAGGAGUGCUACCUGUUCCUAGGCAAGCCUGAGCGGCGGCGCCAAGAACGGCGGAGUGAGGUCACGACGAACGGGUGCGACGGUGGCGUGGCGUUCGAGACGGCGGCGGGGUUGGACCUGAGCAUCGGCGUCGUCGCGGACAGCAGGCGGCGGCCGCGCGGCGGCGAGAGGAUUGACCUGAACGGAUCAGGAUGGAACUGAGAGAGAGGGCGAGAGGCAUGGUGCAUGUCACGAAGUCGUCCUAGCUUGCAUUGAACAUGAUCAUGCAGAGGUUCAGAAGCAGUGGCUUCAAAUCCAGAACAGCAGAACACGAUUGAUGUGGUCUGUAUGCAGCAGCUGUGUUUCGGUGGAUCAAGUCAUUUUUGCCACACUACUGGCUGUAUAGUUCUAGUGCUCCUAUAUGAUUUCAGCCUCUUUCUGAUGUGAAAAAUGACAAUUUCGACA
This is a messenger RNA of Lolium rigidum, 7107 nucleotides long. Its product is annotated as nuclear pore complex protein NUP214. Gene Ontology annotation, biological process: RNA export from nucleus. Gene Ontology annotation, molecular function: structural constituent of nuclear pore; DNA binding. Lineage: Eukaryota; Viridiplantae; Streptophyta; Magnoliopsida; Poales; Poaceae. The coding region runs from base 145 to 6864 and encodes 2239 amino acids. The record is from RefSeq and is a predicted model, not a curated record. The transcript has 28 exons.